AGCCCACGUCUUCCUCUGGCUUGGGGCUGCAGUUCCAGUUCAGCCGUACGCAAGACCAGGACGUGCACAUCCUGCAGGCUCAGCUCUGGCUCUACCUUCGAGUUCCCCGAGACCUGGUAGCCGGCCUCACCCUGAGAAUCUUCCUUGCUGGUGGGGAAGGUGAUUUGGUGGGGGGCAAUCGCACGUUGCUGAGCGAGAGGCGACUGAGCGCUAAGGGCAGCGGCUGGCGCGCCUUCACCCUCAUGCCUGCCCUGCAGAGUUUCUUUGGGGGAGAGCGCAGGACCCUGCGGCUGGAACUGGAAAGCCGCGGGGACGGGGCUGAUAUCACAGCGAUAGUUAAUGCCAGCCGGUCCCACCAGCCCUUCUUGGUGGCCGAGAACUCCAACUUCGGCUGCCGCAAGGACUACUACGUGGAUUUCCGUUACAUUGGUUGGAACGACUGGAUCAUUAAGCCUGAGGGCUACCAGAUAAACUACUGCAUGGGCCAGUGCCCUCUACACGUGGCAGGCAGCCCCGGGAUGGCCUCUUCCUUCCACACGGCCGUCUUCAACCUCGUCAAAGCUAACAACAUCCAGGCAUCGGGGCACUCCUGCUGCGUGCCCACGCGACGCCGGCCGCUCUCUGUCCUCUACUUUGAUCGCAACAGCAACAUUGUCAAGACUGACAUCCCCGACAUGAUUGUUGACGCCUGUGGCUGUAGCUAG
Molecule: messenger RNA, 704 nt
Organism: Pelecanus crispus (Dalmatian pelican)
Lineage: Eukaryota; Metazoa; Chordata; Aves; Pelecaniformes; Pelecanidae
Source: RefSeq, a predicted model, not a curated record